GACUUGGACGAUGAGCGAACCCACUGAUGCAGAUCGCAUCCGAGCAAAGCGCCUUGCCAAGUUGCAGGCAGGAUCUGCGUCUAAUUCACCAACCCCUUCGCCCGCCUCUCCUUCAACCCCCGUAGCCCAGCUUCCACGUCCAAAACCAAAACUCCCUUCUAUUCCGCCUCAAUCAACGACUCCACCUCCUCAACGUAACGUCCCUUUAAAGAGGAAGUCCACCGCACCUGCUCCCAAAGUCGACUACCAGACAUGGGAGAACGACACAAUAUCCACAGUCCUCAAGGUUACACUCAGCAAAUCAACCGCCGAGGCAAACGAGUAUGAUCUCGUGUGGCUCAAGCAUCUCCAGGCUGAGCUUGAGUCCGAGGGCUACCCCCAUACGACUCUUACGAGCGAUAUCGUGGAUCGUCUCCUCAUCACCCGCCUUGAGCUCGAUGCUCAGGCUAUGUCCGACGACCUCGAAUAUGUCUCAGUACUCGCCUCUCUCCCUCCUCAGUCCGUCUUCGAGUACCUUGUAGGCUGCUGGAAGCGUAUAAACACCGCUAAAUCAACUUUACUCAAGAAGAACACCGUCUCUGAAACCCAGCAAGCUACUGCACUCCUAGACAAGCUCAGAGACCUCAUUAUCAGUUACACAGGUCUUAACCUGCAGGAGCCGGAGAUGUUUCCGCAACCCGCCAAUCGCCCCAUAUCAACCCUUGGUUCACACGAACUGCUUACACCCCUCCUCUCCCUCUCCGCUCUAUCUACGCCUCUCUACGCAUCCGCAACCACCUCUCCAACCACGCUGACACCCGACGAGGUUCAGCCGUUCCUGCAGGACCUUGCCGCUCGUUUCACAGACCCAGAGGAACUUCUGAACACACUAAGCACCCUUGUCCGUAUCCUCGUCGCGCACGCCCUUAUGAUACCAUCCGAGGGUAUCGGCGGAAGCAGCGGGGACUCAGCAUGGCGCGGUGUCAUAAGCGGCAUGGAAGCCCUUGUCGAAGUAAAGCCCAUCGCAGAGAUGAUUACGACAAUGCCACAAUGGCUCGGCGAGGGUUUCGGGGUGGAAGUGACGGCUGCGAACUUCGAGAGGUUGUCUCUUAUGGGACCGUUGUUGAGGCUGGGGACAUUCAGUCGGGAGUGGCCAGGUAUUGCCCAGACAUACUUUAGCGACCCAACGAAGCGGAGUCGUGCGGAUGUGGACUCGUCGAAUGCGAGUUUGAGAGGGACGUUGAAUAGCCUACAGUCCUCUCUCUUCCAAAUCUUCACUACCCUCGCGCGCACAUCACUCGAGGCGCGUGAACGGGUGCUAGAAUACUUUGCGGCAGCAGUGCGUCUCAACGUAAAACGUGCAGGGAUGCAGGUUGAGCCCGACACUGUCGCGUCGGACAGCUUCAUGGUCAAUCUACAGAGCGUGCUGCUGAGAUUCGCGGGGCCGUUUAUGGACGCGAGUUACACAAAGAUGAACCGCAUAGACCCCUAUUAUUUUUCAGUGUCUACCCGAAUUGAUCUGAAAGAGGAGACGAGGAUCAAAGCGACGAGCGAUGAGGCUGCGCAAUGGGUCGAAGAGAGCAAGUCAAAGGCCGCAACACCCCACUUCAUCUCCGAAAUUUUCUACCUCUGCAAUGCGCUGGGACACUACGGAUACAUUCGCACGAUCCAGGUGUACGAGGACUUGGGGAAGACUCUUGAUGAUUAUCAGAGACAUCACGAUAUGAUCAAUGGGGAUGGGUUAUGGAUGGGAACGCCUAACCAAGCACGCACGCAAGCUGCCAUCGACAACGUUAAGAACGAAAUGUCCAAGAUUCAAUCUCAACAACUCGCGUACCGUGUCCAACUGCUCGAUCCUGAUAUUGUGGUCCGUUACAUAGGGUUCACGAGCUUUGUGUCAACAUGGUUGAUCCGGAGCGUCGAUCCGCGGGGGACUCAUCCGAAUCCUGUCGUUGAUCUGCCCCUUCCGAAGGACGUCCCGAUGACGUUCAGAGUCCUGCCAGAGUUUAUCAUUGAGGAUGUGGUAGAGUUCUUUUUGUUUGUCGUGCGGCACUCGCCAGAGAGUCUUGAUUUGUCUGGGAAGGACGAGCUCGUGAUCUUUGCGUUGACGUUCCUUACUUCGACUUGGUACAUCAAAAACCCGUUCUUGAAAGCGAAAAUAAAUGAGGCCGUGUUUUACGGUGUGUUACCGUACGGGCAUGAUAGACACGGUAUUUUGGGGAACAUUCUGAAUGCGCACCCCGUCGCGCUCAAGAACUUGAUACCGGCGUUGACUCAUUUCUACAUCGAGGUCGAGCAAACGGGUGCUAGUUCGCAAUUUUAUGACAAAUUCAAUGCGAGGAGGAAUAUUGCCUACAUCCUGAAAGCGGUCUGGGACAAUCCUAUCCACAGAGACGCUUUGAAUAAAGAAGCACAGAACGUCGACAAGUUCAUCCGGUUCAUCAACCUCAUGAUUAACGACGUCACCUAUCUCAUGGACGAGUCCCUCAGCGAGCUCACGCAAAUCCACAACAUCCAAACCGAGAUGCGCGACCAAAUCGCUUGGAACGCUCGUCCCCAGCAAUAUCGACGCGAACGCGAAGGAACGCUUCGCAGUCUCGAGCGGCAUGCGUCUGGCUAUACCACGCUGGGCAGGUCUACAGUUGGUCUUUUGAAGGAUUUCACAGCAGAAACUAAGGGGCCGUUCAUGAUGCCGGAAAUCGUGGACAAACUCGCAGCUAUGCUGGACUACAACCUAGAUGCGCUCGUCGGGCCCAAGUGCCGCGAGCUGAAGGUACAAGACCCUGAGAAAUACAAGUUCAGCCCUCGUCAGCUCCUGAGCGAUAUUCUACAAGUGUACAUCAACCUCAGUGACCAAGAGGAGUUUGUGAGAGCUGUUGCGAACGACGGAAGGAGUUACACGAAGGAGUUGUUUGAGUCGGCGAUGGAUACUGCUAGACGUGUGCCGUUGAAAACGGAGGCUGAGAUUGGGGUUGUGAGUUCUUUUGUGUCCAAGGUGGAGGAGAUGAAAGCUACGAUCGAGGCAGAGGAAGAUUUGGGCGAGAUUCCGGAGGAGUUUUUGGACUCUCUCAUGUUCACGAUCAUGCGUGAUCCAGUCACGCUUCCAUCUUCUCGCGUCGUUAUAGAUCGCUCGACUAUCAAGUCUCAUCUUCUAUCUGACUCCAAAGAUCCUUUCAACCGGGUACCGUUGGUGAUUGAAGAUGUUAUCCCCAAUGUGGAACUUAAAGCACGGAUCGAUGCGUUUAUAACGGAGAGACGGAACAAGCGGUUGACGAUAGAGGAAGGGAUUGUGAAAAUGGAUGUGUCGGCGGAUUGAUCAUAUAAAUGCUGUAUCGCUAAUUUUGCAUCAAGUAGAACUGAAUGUGAUGUCUUUUCCAGGAGUUAUUUUAAGUUUACAUAUGGGCUCGAGGAAACGAGCGUACUUAUCCUACA
Messenger RNA from Suillus clintonianus, 3411 nucleotides. RefSeq names its product ubiquitin elongating factor core-domain-containing protein. The coding region runs from base 11 to 3295 and encodes 1094 amino acids. Gene Ontology annotation, biological process: protein polyubiquitination. Gene Ontology annotation, cellular component: nucleus; cytoplasm; ubiquitin ligase complex. The record is from RefSeq and is a predicted model, not a curated record. The transcript is spliced from 23 exons. Lineage: Eukaryota; Fungi; Basidiomycota; Agaricomycetes; Boletales; Suillaceae. Gene Ontology annotation, molecular function: ubiquitin-ubiquitin ligase activity.